AUGGAGGAGGAUGAUGAGGAGGAGCGUGAGGGGAGGCAGGAGGAGAGGCAAGAGGUAGACGAGCAAGAAGAGAAAGAGCGAGAGGAGGAGGCGGGAGAACUUGAGACGGAGCAGCAUGAGGAGGGGAGGGAGAAGGAAAUGGAGGAGAAGGAGAAGAGAGUGAAGGGGAGACAGGAGGGCAACGAGGAGAAGAAGAGUGAGGAACACGAUGAGGAGCAGCAGCAGGAGGAGGAGGAGGACGUGUUUUGUAAGUCUCGUCUUACAAAUACUGCACUUCCCUUCUCAUAUGUGUUGUUGUAGCAUUUGCUUGAACUUUUCGGAUAAGGAGAGGGCAUAGGUUUUAGCAUUACAGUGAGCUGAAUUCUUCUAAAAACAUAUAACUGUGUUCCAUAUCAGUAUUAACUAAGUAAUCCCAGACAAGGCUCUUUAAUAUUAACCCAAGAACUUCAAAAUUUUGCAAAUUCACAUUCACUUGGGCUGCUCUAGUAGAGGUUCAUGGCUAUAUUAGUAUUCCCGUCGUGAAUAGUACAGAUAAGCGUAGGUAUGUAAAUAUCCUCGAGGUCUGUAGACUAAGUAAACAGUGAGAUUUUAAGACUCAACGGGCUCAGAAUAGCCGCCCUAUUUGUCAGGGGACUGCCAUUGACCUGGGCCAUUAAUUAAAUGAUGCAGCCUUGUGCGUAAAAAACCUCCUGCCUGUUCAAACUAGAAAGAGUGGAGUACCCACAAAACCUUAUGCCUGUUGUACCUGCAUCGCAUUUCUCCAUCUGUGUGCGUACAGCAAAACCUGUCGCCGUUACCUGACACCUAGAGGUGGGUAACUGACAGAGGUUACCUCAGAACUGAUCAAUCCUCUCGAUCCCGGACGUCAGGGAUAACGUUGGUUCAGGGGUGCGGCUGGGGAUAUUUCCACCUCCGUUGCUUGCUUUUGUAUUCAGUCUGAAACAAACACUCCACCACUAGGCCCCUGGCCCGACUCGUACUUUGCACCAGUUGGGAAUAUAGAUGAGAGGGGAGACAGAUCUGCCUCCAAUUCAUUGCUCCAAUUACUUUAUUAUAACGAAUUCAGGUAAGCUGAAGAAAUGACAAUAAGACAAAAGCAGGCCCAGUGGAUCCUUCCUAAUGCAACCCACUUCACAGCAUCCAUUUCGGUGGUAUGCAUCUUCCACGAAGGCAUUUUCGUAUUCGUGUUGCAGAGUGUAUUUGCGCGCAAGCUAUUGGCAAUGGCCGGACGCCAUGCUGCGAGUCACCGAAAACACCACCGCCAUCACCACUACCAACAUCUCUUCUCGAUCCCAUGACGGACGGUCUGUUCUUAUCCCGCGUAUUCAUUUUAGAUGAUAUUGAACUCCAAACGGCUGAGGAGAAAUGGGAGGAUGCUGAGGAAUGUGCCAUAGUCAACGACCAAGAGUCGGAUGAGAAUGCUGAAAAGCAAGCCCUGCUGACGGCAGUCGAGGGUAGGUAUUAUCCAUGACAAGUCAAACACCCUUUUUCUGCUUUUACAUUGACGAGCAUCUGUUUCAUAUGGUUUGCAGUUUAUAAGUGUGUCAGUGGCAAAUAUCCCUGGCGCCCUUAAAAACACACGCACACACGACAGUUCGGCCGUCGUUGUCGGCGAUGUCCACCGUGUGCUCUCCUGAAAAUUAUAACAGACACAGUGACAUGUUGGACAGCGCAUCUACGCACACACACACACCCACACGCAUACCAUACUACCGUGGAUGUUGUAAUCAUCUGCUAGCUUAGUGGCCCUCUGUAACACGACCCAUUUCACAGCAUCCAUUUUUAGAGGGAUGUGAGUUCCGGGGAGAACGCAUCGUACUCAUUUGGAAAAGUGCAUGUGCGGGGCCAGGCGUCGGCAAUGGCUUUACGCCAUGCAAGACUCUGCAGUUGACCCUACCCCUGAGUCAACGAAACCGCCGCCGCUGCCACCAACAGUACUACUACUACUACUACUACUACUACUACUACUACUACUACUACUACUACUACUACUACUACUACCACCAACACCACCACCGCCGCCGCCGCCGCCGUCACCACCACUAACACCAUCAUCACCACCACCACCACCACCACCACCAUAUCUACCUCCAUUCCACACGGCAAUUUUUCCUCGCAGCGCCACGGCGCACGAUUCAUCGUGCGUUUCGCAUUUGAGAAAUCAAUCUUAAACCGCACAUCAGUACUCUCUCCGCGUACGCAUUUUAGAUGACAUGAAAGAUCGAUAUGCUCAGGAAGUUUGCGAAUGUGCUGAAGAGGACGUCACUGUCCACGCUGCACAGUCGUAUGAGCAGGCCGAAGAGGCAGCUACGUUGUGCACGGUCGAGGGUAGGCAUUAUCUACGAAUUGUCACUUGGCCUUUUUUCCGUUUUAUUACUUAGAGGCUUCAUACCAUAUGGUUUGCAGUUAAUGAGAGGGUUAGGUGAAAUUUGCUCGCUGCCAUUGUACGAUGGCCGCGCUCUCACACACACUCUUACUGCCGUGGAUGUUGUAGAUGGCAUUAAGGGUCCAGGGGUGCUGGAAGUUCGGAUGGAAGUAGAGAAGGCCCCCAUCAUCCUACCGUCGAGGCAGGAGCCGGCCCAGACGGAGGCACACAAAUGGAGAAUGUCGGCGGAAUGCGGUAGGUCAAUCUCUUGAUGUGCAAGGCACAGUUGUUCAUUGUCCAAAUGUCAGGUUUCAAGGUCGCGUCCCUGUCAUUAACCCUACUGACAUCAUUUUAACGAAUUAAAAGAUAGAGGCGUUUAGCGACUCUGAUGUGAAGGAAGUAGUCAUAUAGGCUGCUGGCAAGGCAGAGCCCUGUCUCCUGUUUGCAAGCGAUAGGCAGUCUGCAACCUGCAAUCCACGAGACAAAACCCUGAGACGCAUUGCUGUCAAAUGCAGAUCAACUUCCCAUCAUUAAACCCUCAAAUAAAGUCAAUGCCAACGAUUGUGUCACCUUAGUCGAAUUCCUGCAGUUUCAUUGGGAGUUGUGACUGGCUGAGUGAGGGCAAAAUAAGCCUGAAACAGCAAUUUAUAAAUCUACCUGCAUUCUCUAUUAUCCUUCCUCGCUUUUAUUAUGCUAUCAAUAUUAAAAUAUGUCUGUCUAUCUCCAAAGUGCAAAUCGCCACUCAGCCUAUGCCUAGCUGUCCGAUGUAGACACAAUGGCAAACUGUCCACGCAUGUCAACUCUUCAAAUUUGUGCUGGUUAUUCAACCACGCUUUAAGCGACCCUGGCAGGAAGAAGUCACAUCGGCUUCUGGCAAGACACAGCCCUGUCUCAUGUUUGCAUGCGAUAGGCAAUCCGCGAGACAAAACGCUGAGAGGCAUUGCUUUCACAUGCAGAUCAAUUUCCCAUCACUAAGUCCUCGGUGAAAGUCAAUGCCAACGGCAGUUGUUUGACGAACUCGGCUCCAUGCUAUACUAAAGUAUGAAGUGCAGAUUGGUCAGAAUUCGAGACACUAAAAUGACCCAAUGCAACUUACUCUUUUCCACCAGAAAAUGGAAUGUGCAUGGUGUGCAUAGGUGGGCCCGGGGAUGCGUUCAUCAACUUCCAUUAACUCAAUCAUUGGUUUUGGAAGACAGGUGUGUAUUUCUGUCUGAACUGGAAGCACUCUUCUAGGCUGAAUUCACUCUUGCGUGUACCAGGACAAAACAGAUUACAGACCUCUUCUCAACGUUGAUUUAGCCUCAAAUUGCGACUGCAGUCUGGAUUAAUUCGUACAGCGUCCCCAUCCUAUGAUGUCCAAGUAAAGGCAAUAAGCGCACAUUACGAGUGAACUGCAACCAAUAUGUCACCUCACUCCUUAGCACAACAACUACGCUUCCAAGUUAACCAGAGUUUUGAAUUCAAUGCCCGAUGUUUCCUAGGUGACAACGACGUGGAGGCUAUCUUCCCAGUUAUCUUCAGCGACACCCUUACCUGGUUGCCCGCAUGUGGCGACAACCAAAUUUCGGUCUCCUCGACGCCUGCAGAUACCGACACCGGUGAGUUGACAUUUUGUUAAAAUAAAUUUGUACAGACAGACUCGGUAGUUUCUAGUGAGCAGAAUCUACCUCAAGAGCCUGCGAGUCCUUAUAUUUGUCACAUGCUAAUCCGGGUCGAGUUCUCAAAACAGAUGCUAAAUGUUGCUAAAAUUCGGAAGUCAUAUCACAUAUAUGCAUUGAAGAAUUUUCAAGGCUGGGCAAUGAUUUACCGUACUAACAACACAGGUAUUAGCUAAAAGCCCAGAAAAGAAGGCAAAUUUUUAAGGCUGCUGACUGGAAUAGCAGUUGUUGUAGAUAGUCGAUGCACUAGCUCUCGCAUAUGGAGAUCUGCGCAGAAAACGGUGUGUUUUUAUCAUGGAUCAUGCUGCCGUUGCAGGAGAUGAUGAUGAUGAUGAUGAUGAUGAUGAUGAUGAUGAUGAUGAUGAUGAUGAUGAUGAUGAUGAUGAUGAUGAUGAUGAUGAUGAUGAUGAUGAUGAUGAUGAUGAUGAUGAUGAUGAUGAUGAUGAUGAUAACGCUGGCGGCGGCGACGACGACGACGACGACGACGGCUACACCGCCCCACAUUAUUUUCGGCCUCGAUGGAUGAGCAAGACAGAUUUCCCCACUUGA
Messenger RNA from Spirometra erinaceieuropaei, 4572 nucleotides. The record is from the annotation of a GenBank genome assembly. NCBI's taxonomy places the organism in Eukaryota, Metazoa, Platyhelminthes, Cestoda, Diphyllobothriidea, Diphyllobothriidae.